Molecule: messenger RNA, 1125 nt
Organism: Coturnix japonica (Japanese quail)
Lineage: Eukaryota; Metazoa; Chordata; Aves; Galliformes; Phasianidae
Gene: MPV17L2
Product: MPV17 mitochondrial inner membrane protein like 2
Biological process (GO): mitochondrial ribosome assembly
Cellular component (GO): cytoplasm; membrane; mitochondrion
Source: RefSeq, a predicted model, not a curated record
GACGUGUCCCUCCUUCCGCAGGACAGCUGUGCCCCCCCCGGCAUGUUAUCACGGGGCUGGCGGCUGCUGCAGCCGCUGUUCAGAGGCCGCCUGUUGCUGCUGACCAACACGCUGAGCUGUGGGACGCUGCUGGCGGCUGGCGAUGCACUGCAGCAGUUCUGGCAGCUCCGCCGUGAGCCCCGGGCCCAGCAUCAGGCUGCACGCACAGGGCGUAUGUUUGCCGUGGGCUGCAGCAUGGGCCCCAUGUUGCACUUCUGGUACCUGUGGUUGGACAGCACUUUCCCAGCACGAGGGAUGAGGACGGUGCUGAAGAAGGUGCUCAUUGACCAGGUGGUGGUGUCACCCAUCUUGGGGGUCUGGUAUUUCCUGGGUAUGGGCACGUUGGAGGGCCACAGCCUGGAGGAGAGCUGGCAGGAGCUGACGGAGAAGUUCUGGGAGUUCUAUAAGGCUGACUGGUGUGUGUGGCCAGCUGCACAGUUCUUCAACUUCCAGUUUGUUCCACCCACGUACCGGGUGGCUUAUGUCAACAUAGUGACGCUGGGCUGGGACACCUACCUCUCCUACCUCAAACACAGGCCCAACCAAACCCCCACUGAAGAGAAGCAGCGCAGUGCUGGGAUGUGAUGGGCUGCUCCCAGAGACCAAAAUGGCUUUAGAAGCUCCUGCCUGCUGCUGUGAGCUCAUUGCAGGGCCUGGCAGCGAGCACUGGAGCCACAGCUGCACCCAUCCUGCUGAUUAACUCAUCUGCUGAUUGCAAUGAAGGGGUUGGAGCUGCUGAAUCCGCUUGUGAAGAUGCUGCUUUCUGUAUAUCCCAAUGUGGGGGAGCAGCGUUUUGGUUCAUUCCACGGCCCCUUCUGCAACCCCCCCCCCCUCCUCCACAUACAUACACUGGGGUUUCAGCCCCCCCAGGCCCCAAGCAAUGCCCACCCCCAACCUGAGGCCUUAUUCUUUCCCACCUCCAUGUGCCUCAAACCAUCUCCUAAGGCCCAAAUAGUGCCUCCCCCCCCAAUAGCACAGCUCCUUUCUGCUUGGAAUCACCUGCCGGAAGAAGUGGGAGCCCCCUCCUGAUCAGCAUUGAUUUAUUUCUUCACGACAUUUCUUUUAAUACAGUGAUUUUUUAGGAAA